AUGAUGGCGAAGAAGAAGGUGAGACAGACAUUGGGCGAGGAGGCGUCGCUGGACAGUGGGAGUGCAAGUCAACCGUCUGUGCCAUCGGCCACGGCGCAAGCGUCUCAGGCAUCGUCAAGUUCAGGUCCUAAACCGAGAUCUAGAAUUUCCCAUGCGGCUCCAACGACGGCCAUUUCGCCCUCGCUCGUCAUCUGUCGCAACAAGCACUGGCGCCACAUCUCUUCCUAUCACGGACCAUGGCUGCAAAUGCCCUUUGAGCUGCUCGAGACUCUUGCCAACAUCAAUUACAACUCUCCCCUGCCGCGACCCAUCGAUGCUGCCUCCUUCUUCGAUCUUGUCAAGGUGCGACGGCUUGUCGACGAAGCCACCAAUCUUGCUGUGAGGGCUGCUAGCGACAUCGCCUCACCAACGCUGACCAACGUCAAUGGCGGCUUUCCGAGCAUAUCGUCGGCCUUGGGCAUGAGCUCGCAGGGGCCGGGGCCGCCAGUCCACGGCGGGAAACUGAGCAGAGAGCGCAAAUUCCGAAUGAGAGAGCAGGCCAGCCAGAAGCUGGGACGGGCGUAUCGCUUGGACGAAAUCGCCUGCAGCGUUGCGACGAUGCAGGGCGCCUCGCCGCUGGAGGACGUGGGCAGCCUUGUGCUGCAGCGCAGCCCCAAGGAUUCCGACGCCAAAUAUGUGCACUUUUUCCAUGAAAAGAUACCGUCGAGGAAAAUGGCCGAAUCGACGAGCCUGCAGCCUCUGACGGAUAUCAUUGAGGACCGGCCCGGAGAACCAGAGGUGCUGCGGACUCGCGCAACUGUCAAGAUAUUCAAGGAGGAUUUUGACGGCGCCAUUUUCGACCUAACACACGCUCUGUCUAUAUCGCAAUUCGUUCGCAGGUCUCAUGGUUCCAGCCCGGAGGAGACGCAGGUUGGAGAGACGCAACGCACAGCCAGGAGACGACCCCAUGAUAUCAUCUUGUCAGAGAAGGAUCAACCUAGCAGCUUUGAAGCCCAGCUAUACUUCCAGAGGGCAUCGGUGUAUCUAACAAUGGCUACUGAACAUGUCCUGGACAGCAUACCAACACCGUCGUCUAAUCAGGCCAAUGAAGCAGACGAUGGCGAUGCGGGAGCAGAGGCCAGUGGCAAAAGCUCUCCCGAGCCAAAGAAGGAGAGCGCGCGAAAACAGGCCGAGGCGCGGAAAUUGGUCAAGACAUUUGCUAAGCGCGCCAUCAAGGACUGUCUUUCAUUCAUCUCAAACUUCCACUAUUCACCUAACCUCCCCGCCAAAGCUGCCAAGGAGUUCAACGACCGUGUCAACCUCGUCGCGCACGGCAUGCGCAGCUCAAGAGCCAUUGACUCGAGCAGUUGGACAGAGUCACACACAGUCUACUCCUUAUCUGACCUCUUUCGCUCUGUUCCCCCUACCGAUCUCCCACCGUUUCCAUCUCAGGCCGUGAUGAAGCACGACACAUACCAGUCUCCGUCAGAGCGGUUGUUGGCGAAAGCAGCUGCUGUAUGCGAGUGUGUGACAUAUCAUCCGUUGCUCACUGACGCAUUGCACUCUCUUCUCCUUGCCCAUUGCCUCGCCCAGACCUCCACCAAGGAGAUCCAACGGCAUGCUUACAUGGUUGCUCGCCUUGUCAGGCUUGCCGACGGGUAUCCCAUCUUUCAAGCGAACCGGUCCCCUGCGCGAGCCGAUUGGGCAGAGGUCAUCCAUCGUACUGAAAACUGGCUUUCUCUCAGUUCCUCGUGGGACACGCUGUGUUCCCCUGCUCCACUGCCCAUAUACGACGAUGAGCCAUGCUGUGGCCAUCAUUCUUGUAUGCACUCUCACAACCACACCCAAACAGCUGUCAUCUCGGCUGGCAGGGCCGCUUCCGCAGCAGCAGCACUUAUCAACGGCAUGUCCUCUGACGCUGCCGGCGAAGAAGAAAAGCGGCGAAAAGAGCUCAUCCGCGAGCAAGCGAUAUUGGAUGCUCUUGAUGAUGAGCGCGUUACUGACGAAGCAUCUUUCCGCGCAGCCAUUGAAGCCCACGAGAAACGUGCUCAGCGAAAUGACGCUGUCGUUUCGGGCAAGUCUUCCAAUGGCACCACUACCACGCCUAAAUCAAGCCCGGGAACAAGCAUUAGUCCCAACGGUCCAGACGCCAUGAAUGGCACAGACAAGGCGAUGCGUGUAUACGUAACCGAAGAGUCCAAGGAGGAUGCUACUGACGCGGAUCUCCUUUCGCGCCGCUGGUCCGCUGAUGACGGCAGAGACUACCCCAUCAUGACAGACCGCGCCAGUGCAAUUGCGCGAUGGGUGCAAGAAGCUCCCGUCGUUACUGGCACGGCAAAACGCAAGAAGCGCACCAGGAAGACGGGGGUCGCUGCGGAAGGCGCUGAUACGAGGGUCGAUGAGGCUGGAGAGGGAUUGGAGAAACUUGAAAUUUAG
Molecule: messenger RNA, 2415 nt
Organism: Trichoderma aggressivum f. europaeum
Lineage: Eukaryota; Fungi; Ascomycota; Sordariomycetes; Hypocreales; Hypocreaceae
Exons: 2
Coding region: 1-2415 (804 amino acids)
Source: RefSeq, a predicted model, not a curated record